This is a messenger RNA of Anolis carolinensis (green anole), 3237 nucleotides long. RefSeq names its product solute carrier family 30 member 5 (gene slc30a5). Gene Ontology annotation, biological process: zinc ion import into Golgi lumen; intracellular zinc ion homeostasis. The coding region runs from base 203 to 2521 and encodes 772 amino acids. Lineage: Eukaryota; Metazoa; Chordata; Lepidosauria; Squamata; Anolidae. Gene Ontology annotation, molecular function: zinc ion transmembrane transporter activity. The record is from RefSeq and is a predicted model, not a curated record. Gene Ontology annotation, cellular component: Golgi apparatus; membrane; cytoplasmic vesicle. The transcript has 16 exons.
CAAUCAGAGGUUCCGGCGGCAACUGAGGACGUGGCUCUAAGGAAGCGCGCAGUUUGCCGGCUGCUUCCUGUUCCGUCGCGGGCCGAGGCCUGCUUUCCUGCGGGCCUUGCCUUGGACGAGGAUGAGGAGGAAACCCUGCAGAGGAGGCGGCGAAGGAGGAGGCGGAGGCAGCCGAGGCAGCGGCGGCUGAGGGGAGCCGGCCAUGGAGGAGCCGUUCAGCGGGGGCAGCGGGGAGGCCCUGGCCGGAGGCGGGAGGCUGGGGCCCGUGGAUGUGCCCAGCGCCCGCCUGACUAAAUAUAUUGUGUUGCUAUGUUUAACCAAAUUUUUGAAAGCAUUGGGCUUGUUUGAAUCCUAUGACCUCCUGAAAGUAGUUCACCUUGUACAGUUUAUCUUCAUAGUAAAGCUUGGGUCUGCAUUUUUUAUGAUUCUGUUUCAAAAGCCAUUUUCUUCUGGAAAGCCUGUUACCAAGCAUCAGUGGAUCAAAAUAAUUAAACAUGCUGUUGUUGGCUGCAUAAUUUCACUUUUGUGGUUUUUUGGCCUCACCCUUUGUGGACCUCUAAGAACUGUAUUGCUUUUUGAGCAUAGUGAUAUCGUGGUCAUUUCACUGCUUAGCGUACUGUUCACAAGCUCAGGAGGAGGACCAGCAAAGACAAGAGGUGUGGUCUUUUUCAUUACUGCUGUGAUCUGCCUCUUGCUUUUUGAUAACGAUGACCUCAUGGCUAAAAUUGCAGAACACCCUGAAGGGCACCAUGAUAGUGCUCUUACCCACAUACUUUAUACAAUCAUUGCUUUCUUAGGAGUUGCAGAUCACAAGGGAGGAGUAAUCUUAUUAGUUUUAGCAUUGUGUUGUAAAGUUGGUUUUCACACAGCUUCCCGAAAGCUUUCAGUAGAUAUCGGUGGAGCCAAACGCCUUCAAGCAUUGUCUCAUCUUGUUUCUGUCAUCAUUUUGUGCCCAUGGGUUAUUGUUUUAUCUCUGACAACAGAGAGUAAAGUAGAAUCCUGGUCUUCUCUCAUCAUGCCCUUCCUAACAGUUAUCCUAUUUGUUAUGGUUUUGGACUUUUAUGUUGAAUCUGUAUGCUCCAUCAAGAUGGAGGUCUCAAAGUGUGCCCGUUAUGGCUCCUUUCUAGUUUUUAUUAGUGCUCUACUUUUUGGAAACUUUUGGACACAUCCAAUAACAGACCAGCUUCGAGCUAUGAGCAAACCAGCACACCCAGAAACCACAGAGCAUGUUAUUUCUGGAGGAGUGAUUGUCAGUGCCAUCUUCUUUAUAUUAUCUGCUAAUAUUCUCUCCUCUCCAACACGGAAAGGACAGAAAGGCACUCUCAUCGGUUAUUCUCCAGAAGGAAUACCACUAUACAAUUUUAUGGGUGAUGCUUUUCAACACAGCUCUCAGUCUUUACCUCGAUUUAUUAAAGACUCGUUAAAACAAAUCCUCGAGGAGUAUGACUCAAGGCAGAUCUUCUAUUUUUUGUGCCUAAAUCUGGCUUUUACUUUUGUGGAACUCUUUUAUGGUGUGUGGACCAACAGUCUAGGAUUGAUAUCAGAUGGAUUUCACAUGCUGUUUGACUGUUCAGCUUUAGUUAUGGGUCUGUUUGCAGCAUUGAUGACAAGAUGGAAAGCAACACGCAUCUUCUCCUAUGGGUUUGGUCGUGUAGAAAUUCUCUCUGGGUUUAUUAAUGGCCUUUUCCUCAUGGUAAUAGCUUUCUUUGUCUUCAUUGAGUCUGUGGCCAGGCUGGUUGAUCCUCCUGAUAUUGAUACAAACAUGUUGACGCCUGUCUCGGUUGGAGGAUUACUGGUAAACCUUGUUGGUAUCUGUGCCUUUAGUCAUGCCCAUUCCCAUGGACCUUCUCGAGGAGGAUGCCAUGCACAUGAACAUGGUCAUUCACACCAUGGCCAUAGCCACAGUCAUGGCCAUGGCCAUUCCCACAAUGACUACGGGCACGGUCAUAGUCAUGGACAUUCAUCAGGAGGUGGCAUGAAUACCAAUAUGAGAGGAGUAUUUCUUCACGUUUUGGCAGACACCCUCGGUAGUGUCGGUGUGAUCAUAUCGACAAUACUCAUUCAGCAGUUUGGAUGGCUGAUAGCUGACCCCCUCUGCUCUCUCUUUAUUGCUACAUUGAUUUUCCUCAGUGUUAUCCCACUUAUCAAGGAUGCUUGCCAGGUGCUCUUGUUGAGGCUGCCACCAGAACAUGAAAAGGAUUUACACAUGGCUUUGGAAAAGAUCCAGAACAUUGAUGGUGUAAUUUCCUACAGAGACCCUCAUUUCUGGUGUCACUCUGCUAGCAUUGUGGCAGGCACUAUACAUGUCCAAGUGAUGUCGGAAGUCAUGGAGCAAAGAAUCAUACAGCAGGUUUCAGCAGUUCUCAAAGAUGCUGGUGUCAACAAUUUAACAGUCCAAGUAGAAAAAGAAGCCUAUUUUCAGCAUAUGUCUGGCCUCAGCACAGGGUUUCAUGAUGUCCUUGCUAUGACAAAACAAAUGGAAUCUUUGAAAUACUACAAAGAUGGGACUUACAUCAUGUGACUCAGAGCUACGUCUAUCAGUUCCUUAUCUGGAUGAUAUCAGGGGAAUUUGCACAUAAAUGUACAGAAACAUGUAUAUUAUAUAUUUGGAUUUUUAGGGGGGAAAGUAUUAUAACAUUAAAACCUAAUCAGGAGGUUUAAGAAGUAAUGGAACACUUGGAACAUAUGCUGUAUAUGUGGACAUGGUGGCGAUGUAAAAAUACUGUAUUUGGUGUUUAUUAAAACAAAUGUUGCUAUCAGAGUGUGGAUGAGCACAAAUGUAUUGCACACUUUCCCCAAAAAGGAAUAUUGAGCAUUUCUCUUCCAUCUCUGACCUAAAGGAAAUUGUUUUAGGUUUUACUAGAAACAAGUAGACUCCAAAAACAAUUUCUUCAAAAUUAUUUUGAAGUAGUGCUGCUGUAUGUGUAUUUACACAUAAAGAUUAAUGCAAAAAGGUAUUUCCAUUCAUUACAUACAAAUGAAUCUGUACAAUUUUAUAUUUAUUCCAUUUCUGUAUAAAAUCCUAUUUUCUAAGCUCAGCUUUGUAAAAUGAAGGGUGAUAGAUUCUACCAUUUAAAAAUCAUCAAUGAGCUAAUUUUUAAGCAAAAAAAUCUGAUAGAUAUAUUGGCAAUGAGCAAGGGAGAAACAAAACUACAUUUUUGUUGGUACACUCCUGUUUUUGUUCAGUUGAAAAAUUAAUUUGAACCACUAUGUAAAAUAAACAUUUCAUAAUUUUUA